AUGGCAUCCGAUAAAUGUUUAGUUUGUGGAGAACAACUACGUAGUCCUUCAUGGUGUAUAAGCUGUGAAGCUGAAGUUUUCAAUCGACAGAAAUGGUCAAGUGGUAGCACAAGGAUUGACCGAAUGAUUAAAUCUAUCCAUGCAAGAAAUAAUGGGAUUUACCUUGAAUGGAUUCCGUUUGAAGAUAUUGACAUGGUAGAAUAUAAAACAAGAGGCCCCUUCAGUAUCGUCUAUAGUGGACUAUGGUUAGACGGUCCUAGACAAUGGGACGAAACAAAUGGUGAUUGGCAUAGAAUGGGUCCGACAAAAUGUGCAUUAAAAAGAGUAGAAAAUUUUGAUCAGAUGAGUCAAGAGGAUUUAAAUAAUAUUAUAAGACAUAGUCAAUGCUUUCGAGGAAGUUUUGUUGUGGAAUGCUUUGGAAUUACACGUAAUCCAGUUGAUCCAGUUGGUUGCUAUAUGUUCGUAAUGGAGCUUGGUGAAGAAAAUUUAUACCAAUACAUUGAUAGAGUUAGAGAAUAUAUUUGCUGGGGAGAGAUUGUUGAAAUUCUUCGUGAAAUUGUUAAAGGUCUGGGACGAAUUCAUGAAAAUGAUGGACUUUAUCAUGGCAAUCUUCACGGUGGAAAUUUGUUAAUUGAAAAUACAUCUGGAAGUGUCAGUAUAAAAAUUUCCGAUAUUGGAUUACAUGGACCAAUUAAUAGAACAGCUGCG
Messenger RNA from Dentiscutata heterogama, 708 nucleotides. The record is from the annotation of a GenBank genome assembly. Lineage: Eukaryota; Fungi; Glomeromycota; Glomeromycetes; Diversisporales; Gigasporaceae.